Messenger RNA from Plasmopara halstedii, 396 nucleotides. RefSeq lists its product as uncharacterized. NCBI's taxonomy places the organism in Eukaryota, Oomycota, Peronosporomycetes, Peronosporales, Peronosporaceae. Bases 1 to 396 code for a protein of 131 amino acids. The record is from RefSeq and is a predicted model, not a curated record. The transcript has a single exon.
AUGGACGCUACUCGACAGUGUAAGAUGCAAAUGGAGCUGAAGGAGCGAGAUCUGUGGGAUGUCACAAGUGGGGAGAUCAAGUGGGAGAGUCUGACGACUUCGCUGGGCCAGUCUAUGUACAAGCGUAAUUCAAGGAAAGCGCUUGCAAUAAUCUGCUUGGCGUUGGAAGACUUGCAACUUCCUCUCGUGCGGUCGGCAAGUCGAGCGUACGAUGCAUGGUCGCUCCUUGAAGGUCAUUAUGAGAAGAAGAGCCGUGCAAACAAACUCUUUCUUCGUCGUCGUUUCUUCAUGGCUAAGACGGAUGAAGGUGAUGAUGUGCUCACGCACAUCAACAAGAUGAAGGCUCUGGCAGAGCGGCUAGAUGCGGUGGGCGCUCCAGUCACUGAGGUGUCUUAG